CAAAUUAAAAAUUUGUUCGCAGCGGGAAUUAACUGAAUUUCGGAGGUUACAGUGACAUGGAUUUUGAGUGUUCAAAUCCGAGCUUGUGCGAGAGGCUCUUUCGUCUUACCAAGCUCGUGUAGAAUCUCUGAACAAACCAGACCUGUUUCACUAGACAAUUUUACCGUAACCAACUCCCUUCUCUCAUCCACCAACGAAACCCUAAUCCUUACGUCACCACCCGGAGCUUCCAGCUCAUGAAGUGGAAACUCACUCGCGGCAAAUGAGGUUCGCAGUUCAAUUUUUUUCUUUUUUCGAACUUAAGUUUCCAUAGGUUCGUGUGCUAUUUAUGUGCGUGAAAUUUGAAUUUCAGGCCGCGUUUGUUGAUUUCGUGUCUUCUUUGGACGAGUCUUCAGUGCAAUCUGCUUCUGCGAAGGCAUUCGAAUCGCUUCCUGAUUUAACAAAAGCAGUUUCUGAGCUAACUGUUUUGAAAGGCGUGGGUCCGGCCACCGCUUCUGCCGUUUUGGCUGCUUAUGCGCCUGAUGUGGCGCCGUUUAUGUCCGAUGAGGCUAUGGAGGCAUCUCUUGGCAACUGCAAAGACUAUUCACUGAAGCAGUACUUAUUGUUCGCUGAUAAAUUACAGGCAAAAGCUAAGGAAUUAGUUUAUGAAGGGAACUGCUUCACACCAUCCGAUGUUGAAAUGGCUCUUUGGAGUUCUGCCAUAGGGGCCAAAUUGCAAGCUUCACGAUCAGCUGCAGACCCUGAAAUUAAGAGAAGGAAAAGCGCUAAAAGAAAGAGAAAACAUUGAUUAUAUGAUGGGUUGAUCGGCUGCAGUAUUAGUAAGUUCUAACUACAUCAAUAUAUUAGUUAUGUCCUAUCACCUAGCUUUCAACUCUGCUAACUGGUUAGUCCGUGAGCCUGCCAAAGCAAUCUCUUCUGUUUGUAAUGUAUGACCAAACCAAUUUCACAGGAUUGAAGUUGUUCAAAUUGUUAACUUAUUGACCUGCUUUUGUAGUUUGAUUUGCUAGUUUUUACUCAUGGCAAAAAUAAUGUGUCAUGCUCACCCUGUUGUGCUUAAUG
This is a messenger RNA of Pistacia vera, 1059 nucleotides long. RefSeq lists its product as uncharacterized. NCBI's taxonomy places the organism in Eukaryota, Viridiplantae, Streptophyta, Magnoliopsida, Sapindales, Anacardiaceae. The record is from RefSeq and is a predicted model, not a curated record. The transcript is spliced from 3 exons. Bases 329 to 787 code for a protein of 152 amino acids.